GGUGUUCUCGCGAAUUCAGCAUGGCCGCGAGCUGAGUGUAAACAUUGGAUGAGAGACGUUGGGAUAUAUGGCACAUUUCCCAACCUUGAUCAGAGCAGAGAGAUAUUCUGAGGCCCGUGUUUCCCAGUGUAUGAUGGAUACCAGCUGCUGAAUACCACGAUGCACGCUAGCCCCUCGCACCGCCGGUCUGGAAUACCAGUCACGAAGAACAUGCCCCACGUGACUGCCAGUAUGCCUGGCCGUCACCAACACCGCAACAUGACCGGGAUCUAUCUGGGGCUGGAAGGCAACAUCAAGCCCCCUCAGUCCCAGGGUCCUGUCCCCCCACUGGCCAGAGGGCGUGGCUUGUCGUCAAGGAUCCGGACCACAACAGAGGACAGGAGAUAUAAAAUGGUGGAGAUCCUGCGUCUAAAGGAAGAGAAACGUGGUUUCAGUGGACAACCUCUCCGGAGAAAGGUGAACAUGUCCGAGCGACCCAUGCACCAGUCUCGGGAACAGAUGUCGUCAGCCCGUAAGUGGGGGCCGGCCAAGAGACUGAACCCAAGCAAUGUAGAGGAACUCAUCAAGACAAAUUCUCGGAGUUACACACACAUUGCAAACAGUGGAGUGACACGAUCAGAGAAUCUCACUGGAUGGCCUCAUGACAGUGAUCACAUGUUUGUGCUGCCUGAUCACGUGAUCCAGUCUGCAGUAUCACGGGAGAAUGUCAUGGGUCUGGAGGAAUGCUAUAGGAAAGUUUGUAAGGGAAGUAUCGAGACACUUCAUACGCUCUUGCCAUCAACGUCGGCAAGCCUCAGCACGCAGCAGCAUCGCAGUCAUAGAGACCCAACAGCCUCAUAUGCAGCUACAGGUUUUACUGUCAGGAGUUACCGGAACCCAAACCAGGCUGAAAUAAUCACAGAUUUCCCCCUUCCAAGAACCACUGGGCGCCCCCAAACAGUGCCGAUACGCCGACCACAUGUUCCUCAGCCAUAUUUCUUCCAAUUUUAUAAUCAGACGAAGCUAAUCUCUCCAAACGGUCCACUCUUCCAUAAAGGCACCUCUGGUACCACUGAGGAUGCUGAUAAUGCAGUGAGGAUAUUCGCAUCCCCUGGAGCAGGCAUUCUGUCACAGACGCUACAUCUACAGUCUGCAUUGUCCGAGCCUGACCACCAUCACAAGGAACAAGAGUCGCUGCCACCGUCUUUUUGUCGGACAUUCCAUGGAGCUACUGCUGAUUCACAGCAACUGCAGAUCUCCAUGCCAAUAUCGGCAGACAUCCCUGUAAGUGAAGACGAUCAGACCAACCACACCUCAACUCUCGCGCAGUCACUGAAGAACUGGAGUCACAGCACACAUCUCAGAGAGCGGCACCGGACAGGACCAUGGACGACGACUACCAGAGAGGAGGCGGCUGCGACAGCGCCGAGACGAAGGAGUAUCAGGAUGAGUUGUUGGUCGGCAGGACCCUGAAGAGCUCAAGCAGUGGCGCCGACAUAACUGUGGGUUGGAAAAAGAGGACGGGACAACGGAUCAAGUGGAGAUUGAUGAUGUUGAAGAGGGUGAGGCAGCAGCGGAACCACCUGAGAGUGAGUCUCCCAAAGGAAAUGUGAGGAAAGCGUCAAUAGCUGACAAACUCGUCAAGACUAAACAGUCAGAAGCCAUGAUAGCAACACUCAAGGAGAAUGCAGAGCAGCGACAAAAGGAUUUCCAGAAACUGUUAAAUGAACAUGCAGAGAUUGUGCAGGAGAUAGGGCGUACAGCCAGUUCAGAGAACCUGAUCAGCCAAGCUGAACAUGGAGAACGGGACCAUUAACGCAGUUAUCUCCCUUGGUUGAGGAGCAGACGUCAUUUUGAGGGAGCAGAAGGCAAAUGUUUACAAGCCAAGUGAAACCAUAUUGUUUAACUGACCAUUGAAUGCCAAUCAACUCUACAAUGGACCACAGUUAUGAACAAAGUGGAUACUGGGUGAUCUUUUGGUUCAUAUCCCCAAUGUUGGAUAUAUCUUGAGGUAUAUUGAACAUGGGUCUUCCAAAACAACAUCAUUACAAGACAUUGGACACUCACAUUGUGGAUAUCUUGGUGAAUACGAACAUUUAUACGCCAGAAAUGAUAUCAGGAUAUGUAUAUUUAUAUAGCGUUGGAAUAGGUGUAUGUGAACAUUUAUAUUCCAGUAUAUGGUUUUGAGGAAUACGAACAUUUAACUGGGUUUAUUACCAGCACCAAUAGAAUCCUACUCGAGUACACAGAAUUUAAUGAUGUUUGUUACACUGGGUUGAAAGGGAAUGGAUGUGGAGACUGAAUGAAUAUAUCAAAUUGAAAUGCUUCUCUUUCCAAUGAUUUAGAAGAUGACCGGUGAUCAGUUUGGUUUUAAAAUUAUGGCCAAAAAAAAAAGAAUUCAAUUGUAAAAAAACAUUCUUUAAAAAAAAUGACAUUGCUUUGGGUUGGUGUUUAUAUCUAUAUUUGAACUAAAAUGUGUAUGUACUUCCAGACAUGAAACACAUUUCACUUCUUUUCCAUAUUUCAAAUAUAAGAUUAUCCUUGUCAUAUUGUGAAGUUUCUGUUUUAAAAUCACUUAAUGCAGAAAAUAGGUAAAUUUUAUGAAACUUCAUCUUUUGAUCUUUCAGUUGUCAAAAAACCCUUCAUCGUAAACUUGCAUUUAAUGAUGAGGUGGAGGGAGGUACUCAAAUUUAAGGCCAAAAUAUUAACAAUAACUGGUUCACAGAUAAUGAUGAUUAAAUGUACAUUUUGGUCACAGUUGGUACAUAUUACUGUUUUAGCCAUCAGCCUAUUACUGUUCCAUGAUGACAUAUGGUUUAGAAUCAAGAAACUUGAAAACAUUCUCAGCAUCUUAGCACAGGCAGCCAGAUACCGAUAUCCUUGCCAUGACAAUAGAAGUUCAUGAAAACAUUGGUAGAUGUCAUACAUGCAUGUUGUUCUAGAUAUUUUCUGAUCUCAUGUAAUGGGGUAAAAAUCAAUAAUAUCACUUUAAAUCUAUAUCUCUUUUUCACAAGAUCAGGAAAAUAGAAGUCUUGUAUUCCACUUGUUCUUGGUGGAAAAUCAUGCAAGCAAUUCUGAUUUAGUGAAACAUUUUCGUUUUAUGGUCAGAAUGUGUUGUGAAUGUUAGAUGAGAAUGUUGUUAGUUUAGCUCAUGCACAGAUGACGAUGCUCUUUGCAUGAUGUGCCACAAAGGACUAGACCUACUUUAUCAUAUAAUUGUCUAAUAUGAUAGUUUUUCACAUAAAUAUAUAUUUCAGAGGUGUAAUGGAUCAUGAUGCAAUACCGUGAAAGGUGAAAUGUCAUUUUCAGGAAGAAUAAUUCUUGAUUUAAACCAAAGUAUGUUUGGACAGUGUGAACCAUGUUGAAUAUUUGUCUGGUUUUCAAAACCUCAAUCUACUUUAAUAUAAAUAUACUACUUUAAUAUAAAUAUACAAUCAAAGUAAUCUGGGCUGUCAUGUGUUUAUUAAUUGUUCUGAAAUGCUAAGUUGUUUGGUUAAUUUAACAGAAAUUAAUAGGUUGUUCAAGUAAAUAUGUACUUGUUAAUGUCCUUCAGCAUUGCAACUUUUUGAUAUAUACCAUUUAGGUACUAUUUUCCAAAGGACAUAUAUAUAUAUAGUUAGAUUUGAAUAUGCAUAAUCUAGUUUCACAUAAUUUAAGCACAACUGGAUGUGUAAUGUUGAAAACUGUGUUAUUGUAGGGUAAAACAUAAUAUGAUUGAAGUAAUUUGUAGUACUCUUCAUUGAGUAAGUACAUAGUCAACAAUAAGUCAGUAUAUUUAGUUUUCAUCUUAGUAGCAUUGUGAUUGUUUAUUUUGUUCAUUCCAUUACAACACAUAUUGUUUUCCUUUGCAAAAGUCUACAGAGGUGUCUAUAUUCCAGGAAUUCAUAUUUUGUUUGCCCCAAAACAGAAAAAUAAAAUAUAAUGCAUAUCAUCUGGUUUUUCCAUUGAAUGAGUAUGGCUACCUUAUGUUUCUUCUCUACAGUGGUUAGCUGAGGGGAAAAGCUACUAGCAUGUACAUAUCUGCUAAAACCAAUCAAAGGACAGUCAGUCUUAAGGACAGUUCAGUUCUUGUUCUUUUUGUUGGAAUGUCUGGGUCAAUUCAUAAUGAAACAGGAGACAAGUGAGACAACAGGUGACUUUAUUGAAUGAAUUUUAUUACAAAGAAAAAGAAAACUCAGUGCAAGCUUGCUUUCUCUUAUACAAGGAGUUUUGUGUGCUGCCUUUGUUUUUUAAGUUUUCAAAAGUUAGAAAGGUUUAUCUAUCAAGCAAUAAUUAUUUUUAGCCAUUUUUGUUCAUCAUGUAAUUUCUGUUAAUUAAGCCUUCUGACUGAAUUACAUUUGCUCUAGGUGGUAAUUUGGAUUGAGAAAAUUAUAGAGAGUGUUUGAACUUACUAUGAAUCGUCUUCAAACAUAAUUAUGUUUGAAUGCUGUUUUAGAUUGGAUUGAUGGUGUAAGUUUUUGCUGUCUCGUCAUUAAAUAAUUAGAGAAAGCAUUAUGUAUAAAAAUAUACACCUGUGAACAGCUAAUGCGUCCCUCGCAAUAUGAUUCCAUAUAGAACAGACAUAUUUGUAAAUUGCACGCUGUAUAUUUUUUUAAUGUAAAAAAUUGAUUUUGUUUACAAAGAAACAUACUUAUAUUGAAAUGAUUAAAAUGAAAUGGAUUAUGUUAGGACGUGUUCUUUAACUUCACCAUGGCAAUAGUUAUUGACUAACACCUUCAACUGCAUCCCGAACUACUUUGCAUAAUAAGUUCCUUGGUUAGCCCAGUGGUUAAAGUGUUCGAUUGUCCCACCAAAGUCCAAGGUUGAUUCCCCGAAUGGGUACAAUGUGUGAAGCAUUGUGUAGGAUGUUGUUGUAUUGCUCUGAAACCAUACCCAUUCUCUCUUUUACCUUAUAAAAGGAUCUGUGACCAUUUUGAGAAACAUACAGAGUUGUAUGUGUAAGUUGGACAUUACACAAAGUGAGAUCUCUCACAUGUGUACAUAUUCCCUUAAAUACACACGGAAGAUUGGACUAUAUAUAGAAUCUCGCCCAAGUGUCUUCUGAGAUAAAGAAUGUCAAGAUUAGCUGAUGAAAAGAACAAAUGUUUCAGACUUGCCAAGGGUAUUUUACUUUUAUCAGCAAGUCCGUGAGAUUCUGUUUAUCAUCCAGAGUCCUUCUUCUAACUUUACCUGUGUGUAAGGGCAUCAUAUUUUUUUGUGUUUCACGUAGCCACCAAAUUCUGAACACAGGUUGGUCGGGGGAAAACAGAAAAAGAAUAUACUUAAUAAAGACAAAAUUUUCUGAAAAAUGUUCUUGAUUCUCAUUUAUUGUAAUUCUUAUUACAAUUUCUCGCGUUCUUUGGACUUGUGACAGCAACUGAUUAUAAGAUAACCAUUUUAUAUAUAAUGAGGCAGUUUUAGGUUUUAGGGCGAUGAGAAACACAAAAUAUAUAAAUGCUGCUCUAAGCAGUUAGAACCAGUGUAGUAUAAAUAGAACAGCUCCAGCUUCAGUGUCAGAUUAGUGAUGUCAUUUUGAUUGUGACAUCAUGGCAACUGAUGACAUCACAAUGGUCUCCAAAGUAUUGUGAUCCAUUUUCAUUGUAGUGAUAUCUCCUUGUAGUUAUCUCCUGAUCUCACCCAGGUCAUAUCUUAUGUACAAGCCUACUUUGUACUCAUGGAAAUCUGGGUUAGAAUUGAUCUUCAGCAACCCAACUAGACCGGGUGGUCAGCAGGCUAAAUGAGUUGGUUGAUACGUGUCAUAUCCCACCUGCAUAGAUCAAUGAUGAUGAUGUCAUUUACUAUAUUGUCUUGUCCAGACUCGAUUAUUUACAGACAACUUUCAGAUAGAUGGAAUAUUACUGAGUGCGGCUUUUAACAACAAACACACAGCUUUGGAAGAUAUUGAAGUAAAAAAAUGGGUGUCUCUUACUUGUUUCAAGGUCAAUAUGUACAGAGAAACAUAUCAACUAAGUAAUAGAAGGUGUGUGUUUAUAGGCAUACAGCUAUAUGUAGUCUCUAGGAAGAUAGUAUGUUGUUACUAUGGUGAUACACAUAAUGUACAUGAAUUUCAUCUAGCUCGUCUUAAUGAGUAGCAUGAUUAGUGAGAUACAUUAAGAUAUGGAUAGAACUUUCUUGUGUAAAUAGUAAUGUUUAAAAGGAAUUUCUUAUCUUCACUUGGUUUAAAUGUGCCCAAUUUCACAAAUGUGAAAUGAACUUAUUUUCUUCAUCCCAAGUCUGUUAACUAUGGUUAGUGAUUUGUUCUUUAAUAUUGUCAAUAAGUGAUUGAAAGUACUUCUUAAACCUAUCAUUUCAAACAAACAUUUUCAGUCCUUUUUCUCCAAUUUCUUUGAAUCUCACAUAUGGGGAAACUCUGAAGAAUUGGUUAUGAAUGUAGCAUUCCAAUCACAACUAUGGUGUAGGAAAGGGGGUGAUAUAGCAAUGCUUAAUAAGAAAUAGGGAGAGUCAUACAUAACUGAUGAAACCAUCAUCUCUCAUGUGUUGAGCGGAGUUGAAAAAUUGUCAGACGUUUCUGGAGCCUGUCAAAUAAAGGUUCAAGUUGGAUUUUCUGAAGGAAGAAUGUAUUUGACAUUUUUAUGAUGACAGCAUGACCCAAAGUUGAUGCAGUUGAAAAAGGCAUGAAAGAUAUCUCCUUCACAUAGACAUGUUACAGGGGAUGAUUCAGGAACCUUAGAUGACUACACUUCUGAACUUUUGACUAUGUGAUAAUGUGGACUUCAAGAAAACAUAAGCAUCCUUGGCACCGAUGUACCAUAAACCAACAUAUAAAGCAUCAUUUGUUUAUUCCAUAGUUCUUUUAAUGGUUCCAGCGGGAAACAUGUACUUCCAUGUGAGAGAUUGUGGUUAUGUAUCUACUGUUUGUAUCAGGUCCGGAUACCUGAAGGCCCUGGUGGUGGCAGAUCUUCUUUGUUGCAAAUCCUGGAUGUGAAAGGUAUUGACAACAGGUGGUAGCAGGUCCUCAUCAUUACUGGGGCUGGCUGUUCCUCUUCUGCACAGCCUGUCAGAGUUCUUCUUGUCGAAGGAUACAUAGUUGCAAAACCUGAUGGUUGAAGAUCCUGUGGUAGAUGCUCCUUGUGGUAGGUGAUCCCAUCGUGGAAGGACCUUCAUUGUACCAGGUUCUAAUGGUAGAUGGGUCCAUCAUAAAUUGUCCUGGUAGUAGCAGGUGCUUGUGUAGAAGGUCCUGAAUUGUACCAGGUUCUAAUGGUAGAUGGGUCCAUGAUAAACAGUCCUGGUAGUAGCAGGUGCUUGUGUAGAAGGUCCUGAAUUGUACCAGGUCCAUGUGGUAGACUGUACUUUGAUAAACAGUCAACAGUAGUAGGUCAGUGUGGUCAACAGUUCCAUUGUAGAGGGUCCUGGUCAUAGCAGGUCCUUUGGUUGUAGGUCCUGGUGGCAGUAGGUCCAGGUGAACUGGAUCAGUCACAGCAGAACAGAGGGCGUUAUGCAGAUUAUUUAUGUGUAUAUAUUAAAGAUUUCUUAAAUUAAAAUCAAAAUAUUUAUUGUCCUUUUUUCAUUGAGAAGAUUGAUACAUGCCAUUAUGAAACUUGCAGUAAAGCUGUUUAUCCUCAUUUCAAGUUUCUAGGAUCUGAGAAAACAUAUUUUAUCUCCUCGUCUUAUUAGGUGAGCUGUAGACUGCUGACACCUGCUUCAGUUUAGUAACACAUACCAUUUGGAAUUUACAUCAAAUAUCAAAUGAAAAAAUCAAUUGCUAGUUCUUUAAUUUCUUUUGCACUGUUUAAUUUCCUCAGCAAUAUUUCACAUAUUACAAAGUAUUAGUAAUAUGAAUUUUGUUCAUGAGUACCAGUAUGUAUAUUUUUAAUAAUAAGUGUAGGCCAAGCCCUCGUCUCUGUGGGAGUAUGAGUGUUGUAGCGACAGCUGGCCUCCCCAACCUCUCUAGCAAUAGACCCACUGUUCGUGGGAGAUAGCUGUACAUAUUGUUGAUGAAGAUCAUCUUGCCUUACAUCAGUCCGCACUGUCCAGUGUAGUCAGUCACACCUCUUUGUUAAAAAAUGUCAAAGAAUUUCAGAUUUUAUCUGUGUCCUUGUUUGUGGUGUAAUAGGAAUGGUUUCUUGGUAGGUCUAACAACGCAUAUAUGUCGGAGAAAUCAAGGGGAAUUCAUAUCAAAUUCAUGCUAUUUCACUUCUUAUUGAUUUAGUUUGAACAAAGAAAAUAUACUGAUGAAAAGAAAAUAAUCAGUGUCAGAUUCUUAUCAGAUAUUUUCACGACAUAGGUACAGAAGUGCCAGGUUUUCAUGGAUGUGUAUAUAAGAUGUCAGAGACUAAAUAAUCUCGAUUACUCCACAAAAACAGAUUAAUCUGAGCAAAAUAGGGGAAAAAUUGAAUGGAUCAAAGAAAAUCAGCUAUGACACAAGAAAUUUCAAACCAUCUCCUGAUUCCCUUUGACAAGUAACCUUAAUUCUUUUCAUCAGUAUACAUUGAUAAUUGAUUGCUGUGAUUUCAUUUUCACUCAACACUACUAGUUACAUCAUUGUGAUAUCUCAAACUUAUCAUCUUAUACUAAACUUGAAAGACAAAUGUCCCAGUUUAAGUGCUGCUGUUUUUUAGUAAAUACACUUUAUACAGUGAUUAACAUUCAAAAUUGAUGGUACAUCUUUUACAGGCUCAUUCCAUCCAGAACUUUGCAGAAAUACUUGGCGAGAUUUGUCUAGAGGAUAUUCUCAGAUAACAAAUGUCUCAGAAAACGAGUGAAGAGUAAGAUCUUUUCAAAAUGUUGACAGCAUAUGGUUACUUAUGAGGUUCUUAAAAGUUGUUGAAUAUUUAUGUUCACAGUAAUGAAUAUUCAUCAUCUCAUCUUUGAAUACCCUUCAACAAACUACAUUCUUUGUCUUCGCAUGCUUAAAUGACUUUUUCAUAGAAUAAGUGUAAUCAGUUUAUUUGAUAACUAUGCAUUGUAAAUGUUUGUUGAAUUCUUGAAAUUUUCAUCCUGUGGUACACGUUGACGUGUACUCAUGACUGACAUUGCGACAGGACUGAAUAUUAUAGGUUGGCAGCCUAUGUGUGGCGAAUAUGUCUGUCAUGUUUGUUAUUUGCCCUGAUUGAGCAUAUGUACUAGUGAUUAUAUGCCUUAUAAGGAUGUCAUAUCAGUGAGAGAUUCCACCUGGACAUUUUGAGGUCAUUUUUGACCUUGGCCUCAGGGUUAUCAAGGUCAUGCUUGCAUUUUGAUCUACUUUUUCAUCUUGUAUAUACUUUCUUAGUACACAUUUCCACUUUGUGUGAGAUUUGGAUUUUUCUUGGCACUACAAAUUCAGACUUGUGUAUCAGCAUUGUUUUGGAAGCAGCAUAAUGCAUUUGUGCUUAAGUUUCUUUUAAAAAAGUAAUUAUUACUUGUGACAAGAGGUAUAACAUUUGAAACACAAUCUGAACUUGUAUGCCUUUAUGCUAUUAAAGGGAGAUAAUCCAACAUAUUUUGAAUAUGUCUGCUUCUAUUUUCAAAUCAAAUCUAUGGCAUCAAUUCUUUUCCUGAAUGAAUGUCUUAAACGUUUUGGUCUUUUUUAACACAUAAAGUCUUACAAAGAACUAAAAUUUACUACUGUGAGUUGUCUCCCUUUAUGGUUGUUGAUGACCUUGACCUGUUGACCUCGAUGUAGUUUCUACCAUGUCCAGUCUGCUAGUGUACCAGAUGAUUGGAAUAUAUGUGAGUACCUAGUUGUGUACAUAGCCAGGAUGUGUAAACUUUGAAUGUUUUUGUCUUAUAUGACAUGGUAACAUAUUUUUGUAAAAAAAAGAUCAGGAAUAAAAAUUUUGUUUCA
Haliotis rubra (blacklip abalone) is the source of this 9742-nucleotide messenger RNA. RefSeq lists its product as uncharacterized. Bases 160 to 1452 code for a protein of 430 amino acids. The transcript is spliced from 13 exons. The record is from RefSeq and is a predicted model, not a curated record. Lineage: Eukaryota; Metazoa; Mollusca; Gastropoda; Lepetellida; Haliotidae.